AAACGACCUGACUACUUUGUUCUACCCUACGCUUGUGCUGCAGUACCUAAAAUCGAAGAAAGAGUACAGUGAACAAGGCUAAGAUAUAGAAAGACAUCUCUAUUUCUGCAAAUCCAAAAAGGGCUUGCCUUAAUUUAAAAAUUUGCAAAUGCAUUGCGCCUCAAAUCCCGAAGCGAUCGCCAGGGUUUUUAUCAACUAUAUGUAGUUUUUACUUUAGGGAAUCUAAACUUUAGAGAUAAAACAAUUUUUAAGUUAUAAAUUUAAAAGUUUGUAGUUAUAUUAACUAAAAAGAAUAUAUAUUUAUUUUUAUUUAUUCCGUCUGGGUUUGGUAAUCUGCUCAUGUACUUAACCUUUUAUAGCCUACAGGAAAAAAGAAAAAAAUAGGAGAUAACGGAAAGACCCAUAAAAUCGAAAAGUGCCUAGGUAAACCUGUAGGACGAUUAGAGGAAUAUUAAAAUCAUUACAUGCUAAAUAAAUAUUGUGUAUACGAAUUCUUUCAGUACGAGUAUUUAAUACAUUUAUUAUUAUCAUAAGUGUAUCAAAAACCUGAAGCUCCAAAAUAUCUUUCCCAUUUUGAGAAAAAUAUAAUUAAAAAUCAGAUUUUUGUUUAUAUUUUUAUUAUUUAGUUCACAGUUUAUAUAUAUUAUAUUAUUUUUACAUAUUAUUUUAUUUUAUAUUAAAUUAUUUUUUUUAUAACAUUUAUUAUAUAUUCAUUAUAUUUAUAAUAAAUAGAUUCGUUGAAUAGUAUUAAUAUUGGAUUUGAAUGUAACGAUUCGUUUUUCUGCAUUUCAAAUCCGAAAAUCGCUUAGAUAAUAUGACGUAACUUAAUAAAAUAUAUAAAUCGAAAAUAACUAUUUGUUAUUUUGAAGGAGAAAAAUUAUGUUGUUUGAAAUAAAGGAACGAAAAAGCAAAAGACAAAAAAAAGCAAUCGGUAAAGUUUUAAAUUCUUGUUGGGCGCCAAAAAUGAAUCGAACCAAAAACAACAACCAAUAUGCUUUUCGAUUUUGAGAAGGGUCACAUUUCCGAUAACAAUGAAAACUCACAUUUUAAAUGGUCACACUUAGUGGGGCGCCAAGAGGAAAUAUCGAUAUCGAUUCCGACUGUUGUGUUAAACUUUACAAAUAAAUUACAAAAAAGCGAACGAAAGAAAAUCAUGGAAGAAAGUGAGCCCAGGUAUGGCGCUAUGUGGACAUUCAAGCUGGUGGCACCAUACGUAAUUGGCGGCUACCUGUGCGGCCUCGCGGUGACGCUCGCAUGGAACUGGUGGCAGCUGGGCCACUUGGUUCUGGGUCUUAAUCUCACCUUCGCGAUUCCGGUGGCGCUUGUUCUGGCGGUCUUUUACAGCAGACCCGUAAGGUGCAUUGUGACGUUGGCCGUUCCCUCGCUGUGCAGCUCCCGGGGACGGGCGUUCCUCAUCAGCCUCGCCUUUGUCAUUGCCGCAGUUGGGCCUACGGCGAACAUUCUAGCCAAUUUGAAGGUGAUGCUCCGCAGCCUCGCUUGCGGACAGGAGCUAUUGCGUCAGGCGCUUGGCCAGAUGUUGGACGUAAUACUGGAGCCGGUAAAUGCCAUCCAGCUAGCGGUGGAUCUGUUGAUGCGGGAAGUGCGUCGGGUGCUCAAUCUGGCCAUGGUAGUGCUGUUACGCAUUCAGGACCAUUUGAUCGCAAUUAUUAAAACCCUGAAGAACUGCGCCGCUUGGCUGAAAUCAAUCGUAGACCUGUGCAACACAGAAAUGGGCACUCCCUGGGCACGUUGCAAAAAGACGGCGCAUCACGCUAUGAUCAGGUGCCAGGCAAAAAUGGGCGUAUUCAAGGCGCUAUGCCAUGCUACAAAGCUGUUUCUGGCCCUCUGCUACCCCGCCAAGAUCAUCGAUGUGUUUUGUAGCGGUUACUGGGAUCUCAGCUGGGGUCUCCUUGAUAAAAUCUCAGAACGCUACCGCGAAUUUGUGCGGCACAUCGAGGAAAUGUUUGAUGCCAAUAUCACCUUUGAGCACGAAUUUUUCUUUGAUACAAACUCUUCAAAGAGCCUGGCGGACGUGGGAGAGGAAAUUAUACAGGAUAUUAACAAGCGUCUGUCGUCGUUUAUCUUCUUGAGCAGCUUUGUGGACAUUCUCUGCUGGGUCAUGGUGGUUACUGUAUUUUUUAAAGCCACCAUCUUCUACCUUCGAUACAUGCACAGCCGGCAAUUUCAGAAUGUGUUUUUGACAAAGAUACUAAGUGAUAUCGACCGGCGGCACGAAAAGCACGGUCACGAUCCACUGCUACCCCUUCAUCAACUUGAAAGGGCAAAGUAUAUGAAGCUUACUAGUUUGCGCUUGACUUUGUUUGAGUUCGUGUCCAUUGUUGAGAACGCCUGUUUCAUGGCCACAACCUGCUUGCAGUUGUUUGCGAUUUGCUUUCUGGAUUACGGACUGUUCUGGCUGCUGGAAACUAUGUCCUUCCAUGGCCACCAAGAGACUGGGCUGGAGGUGCCCGCUUACGUCGAUCUAGAGAUUAAGGGUGGGGGCUUUGUGGCGGAUGUCAUGCGAGGAAUUGCUAAUGCCUUUCGACCCUUGACGCAAAAAAGCAUUUUAGACGUCAAUCCCUGCCUCCCGCUGCCCGUGAAACCUGAUUAUGCGGAAUAUCUAAUUAUAUUACUACUCUGUCUGCUCGCUUGGCUGAUCCUUUUGGCCGAGCCGUAUAUAUUGCGCACUCGCCAUCUUAUAAUGGCCUACUUUUAUCCAAAACGCGCCAAGGAAAGAGGCAUGUUUCUGUACAACAUGAUUUCCGAAGAUAGAACAAGUAUUUUUAAGUUUGUACGCCGCAGAAAGCGUAAUGAAUUUAACCACACACGGAAUGUUAAGCAUACCAGAAAUUUUACUUGGCUGAACAAUAGAUUCUCCUGUUUAAUAUACAUGUGCUCCUGCUGCUCCUGCUGCCAGAGCACUGAGAGGUGCACCAUAUGUGGGCGAUCUCUGACUCUUUCAAAUCGUAACCCCUGCGACACUCCUGGAUGCAAGGGGGUUUAUUGCGGUAAAUGCUUUGAAAAGUCACACAAUAAGUGUUGUCUGUGCAAUCGACCAGUUGAUUAUGGUGAUUUUUCCGACGUCACUGAAGUAGACGACUCUUCGGACUAUUCUGAAAAAGAGUCUUUUAGCGAAAGGCAGUACAGGAAGACCUGUGGAGGACAACGCUAACAACGAGAGAAAAACAGUUAACCAUAGAGGUCAUCGGUUGUGAGCAUACACGUUAUCCGGAUAGCUCAGGAAUAUUUCCACCUAUUAAAUACCUGAUAUUACAUCAAUUCCAAAUAUAUGGUUUUAGCGACGACGGUUCACAAAUGGUUACCCAGCAAUUAAGAAAAUUACCUUGCCCCCAAGGAUUGACGAUUGACGAUUACAUUCAUCAGUGCUUUAGUGUUCAAACACCUGUUUUCAAUUUUUUCCUUUUAUAUCGAAGCUUGU
Molecule: messenger RNA, 3439 nt
Organism: Drosophila simulans
Lineage: Eukaryota; Metazoa; Arthropoda; Insecta; Diptera; Drosophilidae
Product: DC-STAMP domain-containing protein 2
Exons: 10
Coding region: 992-3172 (726 amino acids)
Cellular component (GO): membrane
Source: RefSeq, a predicted model, not a curated record